CGUAGAGACGCUGGAUGCAGAGUUUCAGUCCCUUGCAAUUCCUCACAUCCUAAACGUUAAGUAGACAAUAACAUCCAUAGACACAGAGCUGCUGCAACAGCAGAGAUCUCAUGUGUGUGUGUGGGGGGGACAGAAUUGUUGUCCCAGUCCGCCCAUGGGUGACCGUGUAAAGUGAUGAGCUUGAUGCUCAUUUCCAAUAUAUAUUAAGGGGUCUUAUUCUUAUUCGUCUGACAAAUAAAAUCAAUAUUUCUCUUUUAUCCAUAAUAAUAUCAUCAUGUAGGCUAUACCCGCGCUAUAUCGACUGGCUGUUGCGUAGGCAAACUCGCUAUAAAACGCAACAUUUUUGUUGAGUUGAAUAGAGUUUAAAAUUAAAAUAAAUCCUUUAUUUAACCAGGUAGGCAAGUUGAGAACAAGUUCUCAUUUACAACUGCGACCUGGCCAAGUUAAAGCAAAGCAGUUCGACACAUACAACAACACAAAGUAACACAUGGAGUAAAACAAACAUACAGUCAAUAAAUAAUACAGUAGAAAAAUAAGUAUAUAUACAAUGUGAGCAAAUGAGGUGAGAUAAGUAAAGUAAAUGCAAUAAAAAGGCCACGGUAAAUGCGAUGGAAACUCGUGUAACUGCAAAAAUGUGUACGUGCACUACAUCAUUACGCACAUACUUUUAUUCGAAACUAAAUAUACCUGAUGGAAACACAAUUGUGCUAGGAAUAGCAUUUUGUUUGUAUGCGAAUUUUUGCAUAUUCGCGUGACAAGACGUCGCCAAUUGGAUGGAAAUGUAGCUCGUGACACGCUCUGCACGUUGCUUGGUAACCAAAUGGCGUUUGCUCAAACAGCUGAAAACCCGAACAUACAAACCCUGCGUUUAGGGCAUGUUUUGCAAAUAUAUGUAACGAAAACAAAUGAUGACAUGGAUUAACUAACUUGUCAUCUAUAUCUUUCAAAGGUUCAAGCUUUCUGUUUUGAACAGACACAUUUAGGGUAAGUUCUGUGCGCAAUUGGAAUAGGUGGUUGGAUCAUCAUAGUGCGACGAAUGUAGACGGUUCCGUUUUCUGACGCAGUUGCUGGGCGAGUCACUUGUCUGUCUGUCUUUUGCCAGUGUGUAUUCUACGCGUUCCUGUGUCCUGUUUUGCUGCAUUGGUUCUCUGUCCAUUGUGGCCGUUGCAUAACAACAGUUCUUUAAUGCACUUUGUAUUUACCCAUUUCGGUCACAGGCACAGUUCAUAAGCAUGGAGAAGAACAAUUACGCAAUAGAAAGUGCCCCUUCGUCCCCCCCAGUGGAGGAGAUGAUGGAGCUGGACGGCAGGCAGCAGAGAGUCUACCACAGGGCUGCCAGGAUGAUACAGAGGACAUGGAGGAGACAUGUGGAUACACGCGUGUUCCAGUACUUCAAGAACCUUGUGAGGUUCCGUAACCAGGGAGACCCUCGACUCCUGCUAAAAAAUGUCAACCCCAGAGAGGCAAAUAUUCUGGAUGCUGCUGCAGGAGUCCACAUCAGAUUCAGACUGGGAGGGACCACCUUUCCACCGAGCAUCUACUAUAAGAUCUACACCCAUCGACCCAUCGUGGACAUGUGUGCCAACAGCCCCAAGGACUACACCCACCCCAGACAGAAGAGGUCCGUCCCCAGGCAGAUACACAACGGGAGGACCCAGGUGCAGGACGACCAUGCUGGCUGGUACCACCGCGUGGAGAACAACGGCUGGAGACUGCUCUCUGGGAAGGCUGCUCUGUUAGGUGACAUCAUCACGUUGGAGACCAAUGGCAGGAAGGUGGAGUUUCACAAUUCCAAACUGCAGCGUCGUCAGGACGUGGACAGGAGGAAGAAGAGGAGGAAGAUUGAAUGGUUGAAGCAGAUGUAUGACCGUGGCUGUCUGCAUGCACGUACAGAGCAUAGUGAGACAGCCAUGCUGGUGGAGCGGUCAGCCCAGGGCAUGAUGGACGCCGUGGAGCAGCUGGGACCCAACCACAUCGUAGAGUGGGAAGUGGAUGAACUACUGGAGUGGACCAACGCUCUCAACUUUGACGAGUAUAUUAAUGACUGGAGGGUUGUGGGUACCAGUAAUUCCUCUGAGUCUUGGAAAGACAAGAAGAGGCUGGUUCCUUCCAACCUGGAGCCUUGUGUUGAGUUCUCAGGGCUGGGGCAGGAGGACAGCCAGGUGGAUACCUACAGCAGUGUCCUCCAUCCCCUGGUCUCCAGCCUCAUCAAGUCAGAACACUCCAAGGCCAAUCUCUUUGACUGACUGACUGACUGGCUGGCAUUGUAUUGCUGACCAGUAAAUUGCAAUAGCAACCAUCAGACACUACUACUAUGACACUAUACAGUGAGAUUAAAUUAAAUGUGAUGAGAUGUAAAGCAAAGUGGAGAAUGUAACUAUGAUAAUACUUUAUAGAUUGUUGUUGCUAAGGGUAACAGUGUUUUUUUUUCUACUCUACUGUUCUCGAAACUGUAAUGGACAUACUCACACCAGAUGAUACAAUGUGCUUCUAAAGAUUAUACUUACUGAGGUUCAAGUAUGAGCAAAAGUAUCAAACAAAAUGAGGGGGCACCCGGAUUUGAACCGGGGACCUCUUGAUCUGCAGUCAAAUGCUCUACCACUGAGCUAUACCCCCGUACUCAUAAAAAGUGGAAAAUAAUUUUUAUAUAAAUCUUAAUCCAUUUGUGGAUGUUGUACAUAUAACAUCAGUAUGAUAAACCAUAUAUAGAUACAUAUAAACGACACGGUAGUUCCAAAAGCAGCAUUCAUCCUACUUUCCUUUUUAUUUACGUCUAUCUGCCCGCUUGUAUUUCUAUCAUCUGAUUAGGAAGUGUGGUCAAACGGUGGAAGAGGGUCAGAGGUCGGUGGGUAGGGCGGACGUAAUGGAGAAGUUGGUGAAGAAACAGCUGUGCUGGAAUGCGAACAAUAUUGGUGUCCGUUCUGAUUGUAUGCAGCGGGUGGAUGAGGGUCAGAGGUCGGCAGUGGGAAGACAUAGGAACAAAAUAAAUGACGAUACAGAAAGCAGUGGAGCGUCCAGUAAAUAAAGCCAGUACGCUAAAGAGUUCUAGUGAAGUAACCCUUAUGGACCUCACUAUCUGCUACAUUGAAGAACUCCGGGUUCAGUGAAUUAUCACCUCUACCUCUAAUCAGCAAUCAUAGGAUUAAUUAAUGCUCCUUAGAUGCCAGGUUAGGGUUACACACUAAUGUUCUGUCAUGGUCUAUGGACCUCCUGAAGUAUCCUUGGCCACCCCCUGGUCACCCUGUGUAUAAAACUCUAGUUUCACCACUAUGUGUAGCUGCUCAGUGUAAAGGAAAGAAAAGAUGUGCCAAGUGUAGAGGGACACAUGAUUACG
Messenger RNA from Oncorhynchus mykiss (rainbow trout), 3334 nucleotides. RefSeq names its product chromosome 15 C11orf65 homolog (gene c15h11orf65). The record is from RefSeq and is a predicted model, not a curated record. NCBI's taxonomy places the organism in Eukaryota, Metazoa, Chordata, Actinopteri, Salmoniformes, Salmonidae.